Mercurialis annua (annual mercury) is the source of this 2027-nucleotide messenger RNA. RefSeq names its product cytochrome P450 81Q32-like. Gene Ontology annotation, molecular function: oxidoreductase activity, acting on paired donors, with incorporation or reduction of molecular oxygen; iron ion binding; heme binding. The transcript has 2 exons. The record is from RefSeq and is a predicted model, not a curated record. Bases 145 to 1701 code for a protein of 518 amino acids. NCBI's taxonomy places the organism in Eukaryota, Viridiplantae, Streptophyta, Magnoliopsida, Malpighiales, Euphorbiaceae.
UUAAUUUAGAUGGUCAUAAUUUGUUUUCUGCUUAGUUUUGUGAUUCUCUUUUGAAUUCUUGAUUUCUAUUUGAGUGAUUAUGUUCAUUUAUUAUCCCAACACAGACGAUAGAAACAUCACAAAUAAGAAAUUGGAUUACUAAAAAUGGAGGGCAAUCACUGGUUGAACUGGGCAGUUUUAGUUCCAGUCCUAUUUUUUCUUCUAGCAGCAAAGUUUAUGUUUCACAAACUGAAAAUCCCCAAGAACCUCCCACCUAGUCCACCAGCCCGUCCUAUAGUAGGCCAUUUCCACCUGCUAAAGCAACCAGUGCAUCAAACUCUACAUGAACUUGCUAAAAAGUACGGUGAGAUCUUAUUUCUUAGAUAUGGGAAUCGUAAAGUACUAGUCAUCUCCUCGCCUUCAGCAGUUGAAGAAUGUUUUACUAAAAACGAUGUCAUAUUUGCAAACCGCCCUCGCUCGCUUGCUGGGAAGCAUCUAAACUACAACUGUACAACUAUGGGUUCCUGCAACUAUGGUGACCACUGGCGCAAUCUCAGACGCCUCACAACUAUAGAGCUCUUCUCUACUAGCCGUACUGCAUCAUUCUCGGGCAUCCGAACAGAGGAGGUUCGAUCAUUGCUCAAACAACUAUUUCUGAACUCAAAAGGAGAAUCAUCUAAGGUGUCACUGACAUCAAAGUUUUUGGAGCUUACUUUCAAUAACAUGAUGAGGAUGAUUGCAGGAAAAUGUUACUACGGAAAAAAUGUCAUUGAUCAAGACGGUGAAUUGUUGCAGGAGAUACUAAAAGAAACGGAGGCACUUCGUGGGAGCUCAAACCUAUAUGAUUACUUUCCAGUGUUGCGAUGGGUGGAUUAUCAAGGAGUGGAAAAGAAGAUGCUGAGAUUGAAAAAGAAGAUGGACAGCUUCUUACAGGACCUAAUAGAGGAGCACCGCAGAGCAAGGGCGGAGACCGAGUCAUCAGCGACAUUGAAUCUGCACAAAGCAAGCAACCAAAAGUUGGACAUGACUCUAAUAGAUGUUAUGUUGUCGCUCAAAGAGACCGAGCCAGAAUUUUAUACUGAUCAAACCAUCAAAGGUGUUAUACUGACAAUACUGACUGCAGGAUCCCAAACAUCAGCAGCCACACUGGAGUGGGCAAUGUCGCUUCUACUUAACCAUCCAGAAGCAUUACAAAAAGCAGUUGCUGAAAUAGAUGUUGUUGUUGGAAUAGACAAGCUGUUAAGUGAAACAGAUGUACAAAAGCUAAGUUUCCUGCAAAACGUAAUUAAUGAGACAUUUCGACUCUUUCCAACUGCACCCCUUCUAUUACCACAUGAAUCAUCUGCAGAUUGCACUGUUUGCGGGUAUGAUGUGGCCCGGGGGACACUUUUACUGGUCAAUACUUGGAGCAUGAACAGAAACCCCAAGCUCUGGGAGGAUCCUGAAAAAUUCAUGCCAGAGAGGUUUGAAGGUGGAGAAGGUGAAGAGAACAAACUGCUUCCAUUCGGUGCUGGAAGGCGAGCUUGUCCGGGGGCUGGUCUAGCCAAACGAGUAAUAAGCCUAACCUUAGGUUCCUUGAUUCAGUCUUUUGAAUGGGAAAGGGUUUGCAAAGAAGAGAUCAACAUGGAAGAGGGAACAGGGCUUACCAUGCCUAAAGCUAUCCCAUUAGAGGCAUUUUGCAAACCUCGUCAAGCCAUGGUCAACCUUCUUUCAACACUAUGAAGUUCACCAGAAUAUUUAUCUCUAAGAGAACCUAGGGAGUGCAUGCUUCCCGGAACCAAAAAAGAUCUAAUAGGGUAUCCGUCCUUAGAACAACACCUAUUAAUAUUUGAAAAAGGAAAGUUGUUUAAGCAUUUUGUGAUAGGUUUUCCAUGACUUUAGGUAAAUCAAAACGCUCUAAAUCUUAAACCCUGCUGCAGUAUAAUUCCCUUGAAUUAGACUGUUAAUUUUCAUGAUUGAUUGUGAAACUCUCUAAUUUUUUCUAUUGUACACAGUAGCCACUGAUAUUUCUAAUACUUUAUAAGAGUGGUUAACCUGAUUUUCCUGAA